AUGUUUUGGCGGGUUAUUGAAGACAUUUUCAGACAUCCAAUCCCUUCUUCUUCUAUUCAAUGGAGCAGUGAGAAAUUGAGAAAUCCCCAAUCCCUAUACCCCAGAAAGCUAGCUAGGCUGAGAGAAAGAGAAGCAAUAAUUUUUCUUUGAAAUUGAAGUGUUUCUUCUAUCUAAGAACUAAUGGAGGGAGAUGAAAUAGGCAUUGUAUUAGGUAGAGCUUCUGAACUUAGGUUGAAGAUAAGAAAAUGUGUGAAUAAUGCCAUAACGAGGCGAACUAACAACAACCAAGAAGAAAUAGAAGAUAAUCUUGGUGGUGGUGGAUUUGCUGGAACAGAGAGCCUUCUCAACAUUACUGAUGCCCUAGAAUCACUUGAGGAACAGCUUACUUCCUUUCAGGCGCUGCAGCAACAACAAAGGUACGAGAAGGAAGCAGCUCUAGCUCAGAUUGAUCACAGCCGUGAAAUUUUACUUAACAAGCUCAAUGAGUACAAAGGGGAUGACUCGGAAGUGAUACGUGAGAUUACUUCCUUUGCUAGUGAAACAGUUGAGCACAAUGCAGAUCUUGUACAUCCUCCAUACGGUAGCCGCAUUCCCCACACCCUGAGCUUGGGUAAUGGUUAUCCUUCAAAUGUUCCUGCUACGCGUACAAACGGCCUAAAUGGAGUUACCAGCAUUAACGCAAUCCACCGGACUAAGAAGCCGAAUAAGUUAGAGAAAAAGCAAAGCCAAUCCUCAGUUAAAAACUCACCAACAGGUCUGAGACUUAUGUUCAAUAUGGCAGUAAAGACAGUGCUCACUCUCGUAAGUGUUGCAUCUGUUUUAACCUUUGCUGGUUUUGAGCCAAGUAUCAGGAAAAGGAACACAGUGCACAAGGUUCUGUAUUCCUCACAAAAUUCAGCAGCAGAGGAGGAGAAGACAAAACCUACAGGUCAUUGCCCACCUGGGAAAGUCAUGGUAAUGGAAAAUGGAAAACCUCGAUGCAUCGUGAAAGAGAGGGUUGAGAUACCCUUCGAACCGGUUGUUACAAUGCCAAACGUCAAUUAUGGGUGUGGAUAAACAAAUGGAUGAAGCACAGACACCCAUUAGAGAGAAAAUGGUGAAAGUUUGAUUGGAGAGAGGGAGAUGAAAAUUCUGAUGCUUUGUUCUGCAAUGUAGUUGAUUGGGUGCGGCAAAUGUUGUGAUGCUUCUUAAAUAUAUAUAAGCCUGGAGAAAGAAAGUACUCGUCUAGGUCAACAGUCAAGGUCAAGACAAAAAUGUCUUUAGAAAUUGGUGUGGAAAUGAAAUCCCCUCAAUGUUACUGAUAAUCAAAUCAACAAAGUAUAAAGUGCCAAAGGGUUUCCUUUAGGCCAAGAGAAAAAUGACUCUGGGAAGUUUACUGAAUAUGGGUAUUUGGUUGGACCCAUUAGGUCUCUGAUGAGUGAAAUGGGUGAUGCAUUUUCAUUCUUUUAUUAACGUGUAAACUCGACUUUUCUCUCGCAAGUCUUCUAUUCUUUCUUUUUGCCAUGA
Messenger RNA from Papaver somniferum (opium poppy), 1506 nucleotides. RefSeq names its product plastid division protein PDV2-like. The coding region runs from base 181 to 1056 and encodes 291 amino acids. The record is from RefSeq and is a predicted model, not a curated record. Gene Ontology annotation, biological process: chloroplast fission. NCBI's taxonomy places the organism in Eukaryota, Viridiplantae, Streptophyta, Magnoliopsida, Ranunculales, Papaveraceae. The transcript is spliced from 3 exons.